AUGUCUUCCGCCAAGCUUUUUCAAGUUGCUGAUCUGGCCUGUCUAUUGAUCAUCGGACUCAUAAACGCUCUUUUGGGUCUGGUCAUUCCUCCCUAUCGCCGCGGAUUUUUCUGUAAUGACGAUAGUAUCAAAUACCCGUACAGCAGCAAGGAGAGCCUUCCAAAUUGGGUGGUAAUCAUUGUGUCGGUGAUCGUGCCAGUUUCGGUGGUAAGUUGCUCGUUUAUUCUUGUUUGAAAAUAGCCUCAUUAAGUGUACGUUUCUCAACGCGUCCGCGUACGAACAUUUCUCACAGAAGGGUGUCUUCUGGGAAAGACGACGUAAUUGCGUGGGAGCCUAAAGAGAUGGCAUUUCUAAUACAUGCCUUUCAUUGUAAUUGUUCUUGUUUCAACAACAUCAACAACCUUCUACCGAAUAAAUAAGUUCCUAUAUUCCAAUGAAUUGAUCUCGUUUGCUGACUUAAGCUAGCGUAUAUCUUUAUUCAUGCUGUGUAAUGUUUCUGAUAUUGUUUGAACACAGUUGGAUCCUACAAAAACUUUCUGUUGAAAAUCUAGAACCCUAGCUUUCAACAGGGUAAUAGAAAACAUAUUUCCUGCCUUGGCUAGUGCUUUCAUUCCAUGGGUCGCUGUCUUGAAAGAUGACGUAGUUUUUGGAUAUAGUGAUAGAAAGCCAAUAAAAAGUUUGUAAACACGAAAAUGAACUGGAAAGAUAAAUAUCUUGCAGAAUAUGGUUAUCAAACUAACUAUUCCUGCACUAGAAAGACCUUUUGUUUCUUUUCCGAUUGAUGGAUUACUUUGAUUUUCAUGGACAUAAGCUUUUCCAAUUACAUUAAAAACUUCUUUUUUUCCGAUUUUUAAUCCUCGGAUGCGUAGUACGUGUUUUUUGAACGUUAACGCUGCUUCAAUAUUAAAUGAAAUCCGGUGUGUAUUACCUCAACGACCUUAAUUUAUUUAUGAGCGGUUUCCGAUAAAAAUCACGCAAAGAAAAUACUGGCUGCCGGCUUGAAAUAUAUAGGCCAGGGGUCUUUUAUCGCAAUGAGGCUUUUCAUGAGCAAUAUACCUUGCUGAAUAUAGUUGGAAAAUCUUUAUACAAAAUUCUCUUUUGGCAUCUGUCCCUGUAUUAAAGUACCCCACCCCCUCCCCCCUUCUUAUUAGCAGUUGAUGUUUUUUAUGUCAGUGUUUUUAAAAAAAAUGUGUUUAUUGGAAGCUUUCAUGUUAUGAAUUUAAUCCCUUUGAGCGGCUCUUCUUAAAAGUGCAGAUAAACAUAUCUCGUGUUAUCUUGGUGUCUGGGAAUGAUAAAUUUACAGAUCACAUGAGUGAGAUAACUGGUAGAAUGGCUUGGCACUAACACACCCCUUAAAUCUGGUCCCUAAAGAUAACUUACUAUAUUUAUGUCCAAGAAUUAAUUAACUAAUAAUUAUUCCCUGGAAGAUUUAGUGACCUCUAAAUUUAAGCCACUUAAAUAUUUCUAAAUUUAAAACUUUGAACAAGUUUUAUUACUUCCUGAACAAGCCUUUAAUAUACUGAUACAAACAAGCAAGUCUUUUUCCAUAAUUAAAUUUUAAAAUUGACUUAACGACUAUUUCCUUCUGUACAUGUAGUCUUCACGUUAUGUUUUAUUACAUAGUUCAGUGGUGUUAAAGAAUUUUAGUCCAUAACUCAAAUAGAUUAUUUUCUUCAUCCAACAUAUUUUCAAAGAUUUCACAGAGCUAAGAAUUUUUUGUAGAAUGCUAUUAAUUCUCAUUAAAAUUCCUUUUGAUCAUAACACCAUGGUAUUUUAAAACUUAGAAAUGCUCAGAAAGUAUUUAGAAAGAUAAAAACAAUUCCAACCAUGAGGUGGUAAAAUUUUACAUAUCUAGAAAUACUUACAGAUCUGUCAAAUCUGUUAUUCAUGUAUAUUCUGCCACGUUUGAGAUAUCUUUCCAUUGGUACAUUACUGGUUAAUUUUGUUUACCCUUGAUGCCCAAAAUAGAAUUUUCUUUCCGUGAUUAGCAAUUUGUUUAGAAGAGUUGAUUUAAUAUUGUGAAUAAGUGGCUGAGCAUAGAAGCCCUCAAUAAAUAUUUGAGUGGUUUAACUGAAAUGAAAAAUAAUGAAAGAAAGAAAUUAGGUCCAGUUGAUGACAGGCUUCCCAAAAGAAAUAAAAAUAUAGUGUGACGGUGAUUGUAAGGGCUUACUUGCAUCAUUAAGACUUAGAACUUUAUAUUGUUAAGAGUGACUUCGCUUUAAAUCAUGAAUCAGACAAGUACAGCAAGUGUUUUGGAGUGACAACUAAGUGAAUUGGGUGGAAAAAAGAAAUUCUGUAUUACAUACAAGACAGUGAGCAAUAAAUGUUUCACACUUAAGUGAGGCAAUAAUUAAAACUUCUUUACUUUUACCUGGUUUUCUUUGCUGAAAGCUAUUGAGAAGAGGAUUCUAAAAAUUUAUCAACCUAUACUGCCGAACUAUUUGAUCGUUCCCAGCUUAAUAUAUGACUAAACUAGGGAGGAACAUGUGGCUGGUGGGAGGCACUGUAGAUUUAAAUAUAGGAGAUGGUGCAGUUCUAAGAUUGCCUGCUUGCUGGUAUUGAGGUCUAAGAGGUCAUUUUAGAAAGAGCAACCUUGGACUUUGUAACUCCCUACUGAGAGCUUGCUUGAAGGCAUCUCAGCUUUCAAGCAUGCUCUUUUACAAAGCAGUUGUGCUAAAAGUGGGCUUGUUUUCAUUUCAUCUUGCCUGCUAGGAUUAUGUUUACCAAGCAAAAUAAAAAUAGAGCCUGAUCUAGGGUUAGCUUGCAAGUAUUAAAUAUCAGCACCAUAAUGCUGUAUGCAGCCAUAAGGUUAUACCACCCAGUGCAAGGGAAUAGGGACACACAAAGUUUCACAUGAACACAUUGCCAUUUGUCUGUAGAGCAGUUCAGUAGCCACGUAUUCUGUUGCAGUGUUUCCACAGACAUGUCUAUUUUUAAACUGAUCCAUUAAAUUUAGACUACUACAUGUAUGAGAAAAAAUGAUCCAGAAUGCAUCCAAAAAUAAACAGGUCUCUGAAAACACCAUGACGAUUAGAUGUUGCAGGUUUUCUAGGAACUUCAUGCAUUAAAGUUAACAAUUAUAAAAUGAUAACUAAUGCCUACUUAAUGUCAAUUUUUUUAGAUCAUCAGCUGUGAAGUUGGAAAACACUGGUACAACGGUGACCUUGCGAGACAACAAUAUAGCCAAGACGGUGAUGAAAACUUACUUUGUGGACCUUACACCAAAAAACCAGUAUUCCAGAGGUAAUGAAAGUCUUGAACAAUGUGCAGCCUAUAAAAUAUUUCAGGAUGAUCCUGUUUAUUUGGAACCGCUUGUAAAUUAAUAAAACCACACACAAUGGUUCUUCUUUCUAAACUAAGCUCUUAAUUUGAUAAAGCAACUAGCAGUCUGAUAAAAAAAAUAGAUACUUGUACAAAGCAUCUGCCGAAAUUCAUUUGUAACGGGACCACAGUGAUUCCGAAAUGUAUAAGUGAACAUUCGUGAUUUGGUAAGUUAAUCCAUUAAUGGCUUUUCCUUUGAUUGGUCAGUUUAAAUUAAAAGUACCCUGACUUUCAGUUAAUACGGAUUUGUACGUCUGACCCUUUGAGCUGUUAAUAAAACCUUGUUAAACACUAAUUGUCAUGUCUUGUCUGUGGUUUCAUUAACACACCCAUUUCAAUUUUUCUUUUGUCAUGCAACUUUGUUAGUUGUAAACUUAGCAGUCUGUCAAAAGCAUAGCUGGUUAUGUCUGGAACAUACAAAACAAUCUUCCAGGAAAACUAGACUAGCUAUAGCCCAUGUAACAUUUUCUCUUACAUACUUUAUGACCUACUAUCUUAAUUGAAAAACAGACUAGUGGUAAAAAGAUGUUUGGACAUGUUAUGUAGACUAUGUACAACUCUCAGGAUUUGAUAAAAGAUUAUCUUUUACCACAUAAAUCCCUCCAAAAUUUUAAAACCUGAGUUUAAAUUUUGCACAUUCCUUUUUAGAGGGCUUUGACCAUAAAAUUCAACACUUUUUUUAAAUAUAAUAAUAAUGAUGAUGAUGAUGAUGAUGAUGAUAAUAAUAAUAAUAAUAAUAAUAAUAAUAAUAAUAAUAAUGAUAACAAUAAUAAUAAUAAUUCAAUUUUAUUAUUAUUUUUAUUAUUAUCAUCAUCAAUAUAAGUUUGUAUAUUCAAGUAUAGCCCAUAUUAUCUUGCCUGGUCUAUUCUGACAUUAUCGAAUGCUGCAGGCUUCUAGUUAUUUCAACUGCAACAAUGCUAACUGCAGAUUUUCUUUUCUUUCCAGGGUUUUUAAAAUAAUCUAUGUAUUCCUAUAUGGUACUCUGGUCAACCUAUUAUUUACCCUGUUUAUCAAAAUAUAUGUUGGCCAACUGAGACCCCACUUCUUAGCUGUGUGCAAACCAAACAUGAGCUUGAUUAACUGUAGCGAUGGGUACAUCACAAACUAUGUCUGCACUGGCACAGAUGAGGCUGCAAUUGAAAGAGCAAGGUUGGUGUGAAACUUAUACAUGCAAGUUAAUUAAUAUUCACCCUUGAAACAUAUUGGAAAACCUUUGGUCAACUAACUAGCCAAGGAAAUUAAAGUAUGUGUGUAUGUCUUCACACUGAUUAUUUUUUUUAGUUAGAAAAUUAAAGUUCCCUGCAAUGACUGAGUCACAAAAAAAGGAAAUAAUAAAAUGAAAAUUAAAUAUAUAGCAAAAUAUUGUUUCAUUUUGUGAGCAUGAUAAGUCAGAUCUGAGUGGAAUACAGUCACGUGGAAAGUUGAAAGUGAGGCAUUGUCCAAAGAGCUGCCUCUUGAUUUCACUUUAUCUUUCAUUUUAAGUAUCAAAAAUCUUUAAAAAAAAACGUCAUGAAGGCGCGUGCAAAAGAUUCUGUGAUUGCAAAACGUGUGAUAAAAAGCAAAACUAUCUAUAUCAGCACCUCAAGAACUUCUUAAGAAAUAUAGAAAAUGGCCUCUUGAGGAAGUAGCUGCUAAACAAUAUUAAAGGAAAACAGAUGAUAACAAUCAUUAGAUACUUGAAGGAUACUGGUCAUGAAUCAACCAUAAUGAAUAUGUACAUGAUUGUCCAUGUACUGUUAGUGCAAUCACGAAAGGAAUCAAAAGGUGCUUUUCUGUUACAUUCUGAUGUUCUUAAGUGGGUCCAUGAACAGGGUUUAUGAUAUACACUGGGUUUAAUUGGCAGGAAAUGGGUUGAGUUACAGGAACUUUAAUCACACCCACACACUUGUAAAUUAAACCUGGAUUGCAAUAGAUCAAAUUAACCCCUACAAAAGGUUAUGGAUAUGGUUAAGGGCUGGGUUGAUUCUGUCCAGUCUGAUCCAGGUUUUGCCAUGGCCCACUCUGUGUGUCAUAUGGCUGGUGUAAUUGUAAUAAUAUUUACAUGAGCCAUAAUAAAUUUCGACCCUUCUCACCACAGACCCUCCAGUUACUCAGUGGUUAGAACAUCUUAAAUACAAAAGGGUUAUGAGUUCGAUUCUCACCUGGAGUUUAGCAUUUUUUCUUGCGCUUUCUGCUGUUACAUUUUUCCCUCUUCCAAAUUAUAACAAAGUUUUGACUUACGGCUUUAAUAAUGUUACACCAUCCACCCAAAUUUUUUUACUUCACAUUGAUAAAUUUAGAUUAAUUUGAAGUUGCACAUUUGUUUUAUAGGAGAUCAUUUCCUUCUGCACAUUCAUCUGGUACCAUGUAUGGCAUGCUCUUCUUAGCAGUAAGUAGCUAUUCUUUUUCUGUCAGCUCGCUAUUAUUUUGCACCCAAUGUUAACCUACUAAGAGGCAGCCUACAUAUUCAGUUAAUCAGUGUUCAUCAUAAACUGAUAAAAAGCAUGUCAUGUUAAGAAAACACGCUGGGAAAUUAAACAUGCCUUCAUAAAUGUGCUCCUUAUGUUGUAGCAGUUUACAAACCCUCAGAUCAACAAGAAGAGACCCAAAAACACAAAAAAGAUUUAUCCAUACACAACCCCCCAAGUUAAAGGUUUUGCUCAGUCGCCAAUUAGCCAUCAACUCUUUUGGUUUAGGGAGACUUUUUUACAAAUCAAGUCACCAGCUGCGCCAUGGCGACCAAAAUGGUCGCAACUUGGAGGGUUGAUACACAGCGUAAGAAGCAUGUCAAACAAAAAAUUAUUGUCAUACUUGCACUCUACAGUAGUUAGUAAUACAUACAAUACUUAGUGCUUGUGAUGUUUGUUCUUGCAGCUUUACUUUGAAACACUGUUCGUGUCUAAAAACAAGGGAUUCUUUCUGAAGCCAUUCAUUCAGUGUGGAUGUAUUAUGGUGUCGCUGUUUUUUGGACUAAACAGAGUGCGAGAGCAUAUGCAUUCAUGGACCGAUAUUUCAGCAGGUUUUGCCCUUGGAGCAGUCAUGGCUAUUUAUAUGGUAUGUCCCAAUUAUUGAUAUGUCCUCUUUUUUGCCUAUUUUUCCAGGGAUUAUAAGUCAAUUAUCAUAAAAUUACCCAACACUAAAAAAAGGUUAGGGAGGGACCAUUUGAAAAGUUAUGGGGAAUUUUCGAGGCGCAUGAAUUUUUUUCAUUAACAUUUCCCUUGCAUGAAAUUUUUUAGACCAGAGCAGGAAUAUUUUAUAAGGUCUGGUUCAGAGGCGGUACUUUUCAUGUGCCGAACUGAAUUGAAUAAGUUUGACUUUAGAGUCACACUGGUGCGACAUCUGAUUCAGACAGCACACUGUGUGUCGAGUCUAAGUUAAUUUCAACAGACUAUUGAUGCUUCUGCCACACAAAACUAAAACUGUCGUACCAAAUUGCUGUGCUUAAUUCAUCGGUUGGGUUCGGCACAUAAGUAGAGCAGCAUCAGAAUAUGGCCUAAUGCUACUCGGCAUGCAUGAAUUUUUUUUUCAUAAGAAUUUCCCCUUGGAUGAAAUACUUUUUGUACCCCCCUCCCCCCACCCCAUCAGUAUUCCAAUAGUACCCAGUUUCUGUAGCAUGAAACACUUAUAGUAUAGAGUGGUUUCACUCACAUGGCCAGCAGCUAUAUGCUAAUUUAUUAGGAUAAAAAGAGGUGUUAACCCUUUAAGCCCUAAUAUCAAAAUUCAAAUUCCCAUUUGCUGUCCCCAUACAUUUCCCAUAAAAGUAGUAAUGAGAAGUUGUUUAAGCAUCAACUCAUUAUAAUUAUCUUGUGUGAUCAUCUCCUUAACUCUCAUCACCAAUCUGUUUCAUAAAGCAUUAAUAUCACAAGGAGAAUUUUGAUACUGAUCACACUUAGGGCUUCCAGGGUUAAUUAACAUUAAAAAGUUUCAACCGCCUCAGAAUAAGUGACAAACCCCCAAAGUCAAGUAAUUAUUAUUUUCGCCAUAUUUGUUAGAGAAAUUCACCACAAUCUGUAAUAAAACUUAUAAAAUUGGUCAUCUGUUAUUUAAUGAUUACUCUUUUGAUAUCUAGCUUAAUUUUUACUUCUCUUUCCUUUUUCAGAUGUUCCGAGUUCUAAGGCCAGCUGAAUUAAGUGGAAAAAAACCAGCAAAAGUAAAUACACGCAGAGAUGUAUUAAGGACUUCUGCGGAUAACAAUGUGUUCUUGCAAAAUUCACCAGUUAGCAAAGAAUUCAGAUUCACUCCAGAACUAGUGAUUGUACCUUGA
Porites lobata is the source of this 7564-nucleotide messenger RNA. NCBI's taxonomy places the organism in Eukaryota, Metazoa, Cnidaria, Anthozoa, Scleractinia, Poritidae. The record is from the annotation of a GenBank genome assembly.